Messenger RNA from Xiphophorus maculatus (southern platyfish), 3817 nucleotides. It is a transcript of the gene tapt1a, whose product is annotated as transmembrane anterior posterior transformation protein 1 homolog. The transcript is spliced from 15 exons. Gene Ontology annotation, cellular component: ciliary basal body; endoplasmic reticulum membrane. Gene Ontology annotation, biological process: positive regulation of cilium assembly; maintenance of protein localization in endoplasmic reticulum. The coding region runs from base 19 to 1830 and encodes 603 amino acids. NCBI's taxonomy places the organism in Eukaryota, Metazoa, Chordata, Actinopteri, Cyprinodontiformes, Poeciliidae. The record is from RefSeq and is a predicted model, not a curated record.
GCGUUGACCAGAGUAAAGAUGGCGGAUGUGUUGGGGACCGAGCUGUCAGAAGAGAAAGAAAACGAAAUUGAGCUAAAGAAAAGACAGAAAAGACCUUGGGAAGAGUUUCGCAGGUCGGGAAAAAUCGGGAUAACUCCAGAGCUGCCGGAGACGUUGGGGUUUUUCGACAUUAGUGCAGUGAAGAGGGAGCAGCAAGAGGUCUCAGCAGAUCCAUCGUUGACACGCUUCAUUUGUACAGAACUCACCAGAGGCUACUUCCUGGAACACAAUGAAGCAAAGUACACAGAGCGCAGGGAGAGGGUAUAUACAUGCAUGCGUAUUCCCAAGGAGCUGGAGAAGCUGAUGAUCUUUGGCUUCUUCCUGUGUGCCGAUGCCUUCCUGUACAUCUUCACCUUGCUACCCCUCAGAGUGCUGCUGGCUCUGCUUCGCCUCCUCACCCUGCCAUGCUGUGGCUUCAGGGCACGCACAUGCCCCUACUGCAAAAGAAGCAGCGGGUCACGACUGCUGCAGCCAGCGCAGGUUUGUGAUAUGCUGAAGGGGCUGAUCCUGGUGCUGUGCUUCUCCAUGAUGCACUACGUGGAUUACUCCAUGAUGUAUCACCUGAUCAGAGGACAGUCCGUCAUCAAGCUCUACAUAAUCUACAACAUGUUGGAGGUUGCAGAUCGCCUCUUCUCGUCUUUUGGUCAAGACAUCCUGGAUGCUCUAUACUGGACGGCCACUGAACCCAAAGAACGCAAAAGAGACAAUAUAGGAGUUAUCCCUCACUUUUUUAUGGCUGUCUUUUAUGUCUUUCUUCAUUCCAUCCUCAUCAUGGUCCAAGCCUCCACUCUGAAUGUUGCCUUCAACUCACACAACAAGUCUCUGCUUACCAUCAUGAUGUCCAACAAUUUUGUGGAGAUCAAGGGAAGCGUCUUCAAGAAAUUUGAGAAGAACAAUUUAUUCCAAAUGUCUAACAGUGAUAUAAAAGAACGGUUUACCAGUUAUGUUCUCCUCAUCAUCGUCUGUCUCAGGAAUAUGGAGCAGUUUUCAUGGAACCCAGACCACCUGUGGAUGUUGUUCCCUGAUGUCUUUAUGGUCGUCAUGUCAGAAGUUGCUGUUGACAUCAUAAAACAUGCAUUCAUCACAAAGUUCAACGACAUCACAGCAGAUGUGUACAGUGAAUACAGAGCCAGUCUGGCCUUCGAUCUUGUUAGCAGUCGACAAAAGAACGCCUACACUGACUAUAGUGACUCAGUGGCCCGGAGGAUGGGCUUCAUCCCUCUGCCGCUGGCUGUUCUGCUAAUCCGAGUGGUGAUGAGUUGUGUGAAGGUACAGGGAGCUCUGUCAUACCUAUGUGUGUUCCUCUUUUACCUCGGGAUGGUUACUCUAAAAGUUUUAAACAGUAUCGUGCUACUGGGGAAGUCUUGUGUUUAUGUCAAGAGAGCCAACAUGGAGGACAAACUGUUUGAGAGGCCGCCGACCGCUCCGUCCUUCUCUGCAAAGAGUCCCAGCAAAUCUGACCCACGCAGAUGCGCUAAAUCUUCAGGUGAAUCCAGCGUGGAUCAGAUUCCUGUUACACCUUGUAGCCCUCCAACCUCCUCUUCAUCCUCUGUGACCACCCAGCCGGCUCCCCGGCCUGACUUGUUUCUCCCUCCCCCCACUGAUGCCUCACCUGCGACAGCAGAUAGCUGUCCUUCGACCUCAGAACCCCAAUCUGACGCUGAACCACCAACAGCUUCACCUUUACAGGAAGAGGAGGCAGACGAAGCCUCCGAUAUGAACCACAGAGCUCCCAAUAAAGACCUGCUGGAGAUCGACCGCUUCACAAUCUGUGGCAACCGAAUUGACUGACCAACAGCAGCGGCCGCAAGUAACCCACUCAGGUAUAGCGGAGAGCGCAGGCUCUCAGCCAGAUCCUCCAAGCUGAAAGCAGAGUAUUUAUUGACAAUACGAUAAGUUAUUGUUACCAGAGACACAGCGUCAGGCGGUUCUGCUGUGGUCGACGCCUCAGGUCGAGAAGUUUGACAAAGAACACUUCAGGUGUCUGAUAAACAGCAGGAGACAGAAAGUGUGAGUGUGGCAGCCGAGUCGUCGGGACAAUCUGCCAAUUGUAUGCGUGGGCACGGGGGGGUACGCGUGUGUGUGUGUCUGUGUGUGAAAGAAAUACGUGUGAGUGUGACAGCACACAAGCACUUCCUGAUUGAGCAGCUGUGGGAUCAGAAGGAGAGAAACGUCGCUCUGCAGACAGAAAACAAACUAAAACCACAGAUUUUUAAAGCAAGCGUCAGAAUAUUCAUUUUGUAUAAGAAAAGAUGCUGAAGUAUCAACAUAUUGGCUUUCAAGACUAAGUGGUUAUUUUAGGCAUUUAUGUUGAGAUGGUGUUGCAAACAGAAAAACAGGAAAUAUAUUUUUGCACAUAUACAUCAGUAUGUUAUUCGGUUUAUUGGGGAUAAUAAAAUGUGGAUUACAGAGAACUACAUGAAAUUUAUAAAUCAAAACAUGAAUCAGCAAACAUGAAAUCCAAAGUAAAGUAAAAAAAAAAAACAUUCUUUUAAACUGUUGGCCUUAAGAGGGGUGUUUUGUUUACAUCAUUGUAUCAGUAACAAACAGAAACUGUCUGUUAAUGAAGCUUCUGUCAGCAGCUUCAGACAGAAGCUGCUGACAGAAGCUGCUGACGUUAACUCAGCAGCUUCUGUCGGUCCCUGACUCGGCAAAUGGAGACCAGAAGUGGAGGAUGCAGCGGGUCAGUUACAUCUAUAAUGUCACCUUUUUAUGAACAAAGUGAUAAAUCAUUCAAUAUUGCCAUCUUCAAAGUCUUGACAUCCAUUAAGACGGGAUAUGACUGAGUGCGGCACCUCCUCUGGAAUGUACCAAGUUUUUAAUUCUUUUGUUCUCGAAUGUUUGCACUGAUGGACCAUUAAGUUAUAUCGAGUCAUGUUUCACUUAAACUCAGCUGAUGUUUCCAUAGGAACAUCUUAGAAAGAUAGAAGCAAUAUUUCCACGACAGAAUGCCUUUUUUUUGCAUGUGUGCUUUAAAACCUGUGAUUUGACUGACUUUAAGAAGUUAUUGUAAACCAUUUUUUAUUGUGAUUAAAAUAUAUGACAAAUAUAUAGAGUAUAUAAAAACUGUUUGUUUAUAAUUAAAUGUAAGGACCAUAUAAAAAUCCCAAACUUGAUUAUAUUUUUAUGAUAGAAAGUCAAGCAAAGCCCUUCAGUUUUAUCAGAAAUGAAUCAGUUUCAAAUGUAACACAAAUAUAGUUUGAUUUGCUUUCUGGUUUCUUCCAUUAUUACACAGUUAAUUUGUAUAAAAUAUUUUCACUGAAACAAUUUCAAAAGAACUGUUGACUUGUAAAACUGAAUCAGAUUAUUAGGAAUUCAUUAUCUUUGUCAUUCAGUCUUGGAAACAAAAAUGUACUUGGAACAAGAACGUACAGACAAAUGUUAAAUAUUGUUUAAGCAGAAAAAAGUUGACAUUAAUGUUUAAGGCAAAGUGUUGAUUUACAUUGUCCUUUUCCAUCACAACAAGGAAUAUGGUUCUACUUGGGGAACUGUAAAUGGCUCAAAUUUUCCAUGUAAAAUGUGAUUCCUCAAACCAUUGCGUGGUUUUCUCAGAAGGCCAGAACUCUCCCAUGUUUUGUUCGGAGUCGUCCAAACUUUGUUUGUUUACAGUGAAGGGCAGCCGAACUGCAGGCGGCCAAUGCUGAGAUCAACAGAACUGAUGAAGUGAAGUGUUUUUAUGUCCAGUACACUGCCUGCUCUGUUUCAUUAGUUUAGAUUUAUAUUUAAUUCAUACCUUGAUAAUGAAUGAAAUUGCUUUUUUGGAAUAAUAAAAGUUUUG